Messenger RNA from Verticillium alfalfae VaMs.102, 942 nucleotides. RefSeq lists its product as hypothetical. The transcript has a single exon. The record is from RefSeq and is a predicted model, not a curated record. The coding region runs from base 1 to 942 and encodes 313 amino acids. NCBI's taxonomy places the organism in Eukaryota, Fungi, Ascomycota, Sordariomycetes, Glomerellales, Plectosphaerellaceae.
AUGCCGUUCUCAACGGAGGGAAUGCCCUCGACUGUCCUUGAUGAGCUGCUCAAUCGCCUCGGUCGGCUCUUGAGCCACGUCUCCUACAGCGUUCGAGGUCUCGCUGCUCUCUCCUUCUACGGCCUGACCACACGCUUCCCCUCGCAGGUCAGUAUUUCAUGCCCUCUGUAUGCCCGUGACGUGGUUAAAUGCUGGGCUGCCGCCCAAGGCAUGAUUGUUCAUCCUUCGUUUCCAGACGCCUUUGGCGUGCCUCUUUCAGAUGGAUCCGUCCGCAAAGUGAGGCUGCAAUUCGUCGAUGCCGGCGCACCACUCGACUGGAUCGCCAUGGGACCGGCAGGAACGCGCAUCGCAAGCAUGCCGGCGCUGCUAGACACUUUGGCAGAAAGAUACAUGGACCCAAGGGUCCCUGCCAAGGCCGUGAGCACCCUUGGCAGGGACAUUUUCUGGCUGUUGCAGAGGAUGGCCGAAGACACAACUCCGGAGCAGAUGGUCACGGUGGAGAGGGUGCCAAAUGUACUGAAGGCCGAUUUUUGGAGUUUGUUCACCUUCACACAUUUUGGCGCGGAUCAGCUCCUAUACGAUGCUGGCUUCGGGAAGCUCAUUGCCGAGCUUGAGAGGCCUGUGAGUGAGACUCACGAUUCACUGCUCGAUGAGAGUCAAAUUGGCAUUGACGGCGACCCUGAAAAUUGGCAUGAUGACAUGGACGCAGGGCUGGUCGAGUCGAUGAUCGGCUCAGGGCGCCCUGUUCUGCCUUUGCGUCGCAAGAACUCCCGAUACUUUGAAAGGUUGUCGGGCACGCGGCCUGCAACUGUUGAGCUGGCGUUUGUCCAGUCGCCCAGCUUGUCAACUCGCGAUCAUCAGUCGCCAAUCAGUGCCGCUGAGCUAGACCAGAUGGCAGAGCAGGGCAUCAUGUUCUGCCCGGUGGAUCAGAGGAACUGGUGA